CACAGCAGGCUGUGGAUAAAUCCAGUUAUUUUGGCUAUGGAUCUUUCCAAAAUUGUGUUGUAAUAUCUGCGACAUUAUUCGAUGCUAUUGAUGAGUUACUGCAGGAUGACAAAGCUUUGAAUUAUUUAACAGCAAAACAAGACGAUAUACGAGGGAAAAAAGACUGAAACCAUAGAAUCUGAAUAGAGUUAAAUAAGUAUGAAAAUAUUGCGGCGAUAUUCCUUUUCUAACUUUAAAACAGCGAUAGACGUCCAUUUCAGAUCAAACUGAACCAAUAUUACAUCACUAGUAGCAACUACAAUAAUAAACCGUAAUAUAAAUGGAAAAAUAAAUACACUGACGCGAAAUUAGAAAGCAACAUAAAAUAAAGGGUCACAUUUUAAGUGGUAAAUUGCGAAGUACUUUGGUUUCAUAGAGAGGAGACAAUAUAAAUUCCCAAACUGAUCCAACUAAAAGCGAUUUUCUGGUCAAAUCUUGUGGAAGAAAAAUAAAAGCCAAUAACUAGAGUAAUAAUUGUAAUGACAUUUACGGUGGUGUUUUUGGCUAAAAGUGGCCUUUAAGACUGACUUUAUGGUUAUUAAAACUUUAAACCGUGAGAGAGAACAUGUUAAAACGGUUAAAAGUCAUUGGCGUUGUGUGCUGUCGGUUGCUGCUUCAAACUUUAAUGACUAGAAGGUGAUGCAUAAUAGCAGAGCUACGGGUUCUUCCUCUCAGCCAAUCACGACAAGGCAAGCGGCGACUGACGUUUCCACCGUCCAAUGAGAAAGUAGAUGGCUCGCUGGCGGGCGGGAGCCUGUGAAGUUUUCUAAUGUUCUAGCCAGCUGUUUCUUCUUGGAUAUUUCAUCUCAUGGCGGAGGCAGCGUUCGAACCUCUCCUGGACCCGUCCGUGGGUCUGUGUGCGGCCGGACUGUGAGCAGGUACCGUCUGAAAACUCGCACGCAGCUUUAGGCCACCCGAACUUUGUCUUUGGAGUUGACUCCGGCUAAAAGUCGCUAGCUACGUUUUCGGAACCAUGAGGACGGGCUGGGACGUGCUGGUCACGUCGGUUCGGAAAGAGCUUUGUGUUGGAAUGACUGAGUGAACUCGUUUCGGACACUUUCUCCUGCCGGGCCGGGUGCAGGGGGCUCCGGUCCGACCGGUGAAGUGGCACUCGGUGCUGGGAUCCACUUCUGCCCGACGUGUUGGGACUAGUGGACUCCAUCCGAGCGGACCGGGGCUGCUGUGGCUCGGAGGAGCCCGCGGUACCGGAGCGGAGUCCUGGUUCUCAUCAAAGUUGCGCGCGCGCCCCCCCCCAAAAAAAAAGUCUCGGGAAUUAGCGGCCACGCGCAUGCGCACACCCACGCGCCUCCGUGAAGGUUAAUUAAGAUUGACAGGUGAGUUGCGUGGCUGGGACCGAGGAUGGUGGAGAACCGGAGCCAGAGGGAGGGGGUGUUCCGCUGGUUCUCCUCCCUCACCUCCGCCCAGAGAGCCGAGUUCCUGUGCGGCCUGCUGGACCUCUGCGUCCCCAUCGAGCUGCGCUUCCUGGGCGCGUGCCUGGAGGACCUGGCCCGGAAGGACUACCACUCCCUGCGGGACGCCGAGAUCCGCGCCAACAACCCCGCGGACCUGUCGGGACUCACCAACAUCACCGACGAGGUGGUGAGGAGCAAGCUGCUGGUGUCCCUGGCUCUGAUGGGCUCCGACAACCGGGACGCGGCGGGGGUCCUGUACCGGACCCUGACCCACAUCGACUCUGUGAUCAACAACUACGGCCUGGCUCUGAACGACGGCCGGACCGAGGAGCAGUUCCUGCUGCUCUUCACCAUGGCCUCCAACCACCCGGCCUUCACCUUCCACCAGAAGCAGGUGCUGAGGCGGCUGCUGCUCCAGAUCCAGGAGACCCUGCAGGCCAGUGGCGAGAGAGAAGCUCCGGGACUCGAUCCCGCCAUCUGUCCCCCUCAUCACCAGCAUCUCCCCCCGGCCGUCUCCUCCUGCCCCCCGCCUGACCCCGUCCGCUCGCCUCCGCCCACCUGCCACUUCUGCCUCGCUCACGCCACCUGCUGGCACAAGAGUCCGACCAGAGAGGCUGGACCAGGUCCUGGGUCGGAGGGCCCGAUGGACCCGUCCCUCCACCUCGAGGCUCCGCCCCCUCAGCUGCCUGUUCCCCUCCUGCCUGCUGGACCGGGUCAGAACGGAUCCGCAGCCAAGAGCCUCCAGAGUAAGGCAGGGAAAGCGGUGCUGGAGAGAGUGGUGCUGCGAGGAGCGACGCACAAGUCUGAGGAGGCCAGCGAGUUCAUCUUCGAGGCGACCUGGUCCGACGGUUUUGUGUCGUCCGUCGUCAGAAAUCGCUCAGAGCUCACGGAUCUCCUGACCCAGCUGUCCAAGGUGUUUCCAGACCUGAGACUGGAGAAGACCCCGCCCCCGUCUGCUGAGGUGGACCCCCGGUGUCUGACCUCGCUGCCCUGCCACAUCCUGCAGCACCACAGUGUCCAGCUCUUCUUCACCUCCACCGGGCCUCUGGCUCCCAAAUACCUGUCCACUGCCUCCCACCCCUCCUCCUCCCCCUUCCUCCCGCGACUGCUCUCCUCCCUCCCUGCUGCUCCCGCCGUCCCGCCGUGUCCCUUCACCUCUGGCACUAGUGCCAGUUGCUCGGUGCAGUUCCGGGGAGCCAACAGGGCGGUGUACCGCGUGGCCAGCAUCCAGCCGGUGGUCAGCGCCCACAGCUCGGUCCUCACCCGCUCCACCCCCCAGCUCUCCUGCCUCCCCCCUGCCCUCCCUCGCCCUCAGCUCUCCUCCCUCCCCCCGCCCGUCCCAGCACUUCCCAGUGGGGGAGAGGCUCCCUCGCAGCACCUUCACCCCCCCUCCUACUCCCACCUGCACCUGCACCCCGCUGCCCCCCCCUCCCCGUCUCACCCCCGGCCCCCCCCUCAGACCGCCCCCCCGGAACAGAACGGCAUCCUGGACUGGCUGCGGAAGCUGCGGCUGCACAAGUACUACCCUGUCUUCAAGCAGCUGACCAUGGAAGAGUUCCUGGCGCUGACGGAGGAGGACCUGAACAAGUACGACCUGACGCAGGGAGCCAAGAAGAAGCUCAAGACUCAGCUGGAGCUGCACAAGUCGGCAGACAGGGAGCUGAAGCUGGAGAAGCGUCCGUGCGGGGGCAUCGCCAGGGUCCCGCCCUCCUGUCACAUGGGGCCCCCGACACACUCGUGUGCAGUGGAGGGGGACCCCCAUCACCCCGACUCCUCCCCCUCCUCCGGGUACUCCAGCUCUCCGUGCUCUCCUCACACACACGUCUGCUGCAGCUCCGACCGAAGCCGAGACAGACGGGCGCCCUCCGAGGGCGGCGGUCCGGACAAGGACCGUCCUUGCGUCUUCAUCCUGGGUUCCGGCUGCUCCGCCGUCUCCACUCGACCCACCGCUCAAGUCUUGCCGGUCCAGACCGACCCGCCUCGCCCCCCCGCCCCCGUCCCUCCACCUCACUUCCGCCCGCAGAGCUGCGUCCUGGCGUCGCCCCGCAAGCCUCGCCCCGAGCCUCAGGACCCCCGGGGGGGUCUGAUGGUGGACACCAGCUCGGCCCUGACCUCCACCUCCAACAGCCUGCACCAUGUCUCCCACCCCCCCCUGCACUUCCACCUGUCCUCCUCCUCGCCCCCCUCCCCCUCCGUCUACUACUCCUUCCCCCCCACCUCCUCCCUCUCCACCGUCUCCUCCAGGUCCCAGUCCGGCUCCUCGGUGGGCACCGUGCCCGGGACCUCCUUCUUCCACCCCCCUGAGCCGGGCCCAGGUCACUCCUCCUCCAUGUGCGUCUGCAGCUCCUGUGGCUGCCGGGGGAACUGCGGCGCCUACGCCACGCUGCCAGGAUACGCGGCAGCUGCCGGUUACCUGCAGCCCUUCUCCGCCGGCCCCUCCCUUUUCACCCUGGGGCCCCUCCUCCACCUCAGCCCGCUGCCCGUCUCCUCCAGCUCCGCCCCUGCGGCCGGUCCUUUCUCCUACCAGAUGAUGGCGCCGCCACCCUUCUACCGGCAGGCUGCCGCUGCACAGGAGCAGAAGGGCUUCUACCAGCCGUACCCGGCCCAGAAGAGGACGGCGGGGAACCCGUCCUGCUACAACUGCGGCGCCAGCGGACACAGCGCAGAAGACUGUCGAGAGCCCGCCAUGGAGGCGCAGCAGGGAUCGUUCCGACUCAAGUUCACCUCUCACUCAGACACGACCGACUCUGCCGACUAGUCUGGACUCUCCAAGCAUCACUGCAGGUUUGUUGUCACACCUGGGCGGGACUCACCUGGGCCAUGUGACCUCACCGUCUGGACCCAGAGCUCAGGUGCGGCUGGGCUCCUCAGAACCUUCCUGUAACUGCGUGUGCGUGCAUGUGUGUGUGCGUGUGGCCCGGCUGGACCCGGAGCCUUCUGGACCCGAGUACCCCCGGUCCUUCAGAGCCUGACCCCUGGGGGGUCGGACCCUUCGUCAUGAUCAAAGUGUGGGAAUUAAAACGUUCUUGUUCAGGAACGCUCAGUGGUCCUGCUGAGGUGCGUUCCACUUCCGUGUGUCUGUACGCUCACCUCAUUCCUCCCUUCUUUACGGAGCGUCCCACUCGUCUGAGCGGUUUUCUUGCUCUGUCACGGUGACACUAGUGGGACGUGACCUGACUGUUUACGCGCGUCCUGCUGUGGUGUGUCCUGCUCGUGUGACCUGUGACUUGGUUGAAAUGCAGCAUAAUGGAGAUGAGAGUCAAGAAGGCACGUCCCACUUGUGGCCAGACGUCUACAUGCUGGACUGUCCUGUCCUGUCCGGGGUGUGUUCCACUCCGCAUUUCUCCCCGACCUCUCACUGCGUCCCACUUGUGCUUUAAUGUGAUGAAUGCCAUUUUAAUCUUCCAAAAACGAGCGACAACAGAUGUCAGUUUUCCCCCUUUUUAUUGUUUACAAAAUCCCAACAUAAAUACAAAGAUGGCUACAUGAGUGUGUGUGUGUGUGUGUGGACAGGUUUACUUGGUCGAGCAAAGAAGAAAUAAAACCUUAAAUAAAGAAGAUAAAAUACUGCGAUAUAAAACCGUAGGGCAGGCGGGGUCAGGGGUCAGAGGGCGGGCAACACACGGGACGCUUCAGAGCGGACGUGUCGGACCCAGACGGCUUCAGCUGGUGUCGACACCAAGGCAACGUAGCAAACUAGCAUCUCAGAUGGGGGGAGGGGACGCAGAGGACCGUUUGUUCAUGGAGACGCAGGAGCAGCACCCGUCCCGUCCCGACGGCCGUGAGAUCCAACAUGGCCGGAGACAGGUGGGUGGAGAGGAGGGGCUCAGUGGGCGGGCGACCCGAAGGUCUCCUGCGAGGCGUACACCAUGUAGAGGAAGCCGUCCUGGUCGCGCUCGCGCUCGUACACCUCAGAGAUGGCCGACGACACCGACACCAUGCUGUGGCCGUUGACCAGCAGGAAGAAGGCCUGGUUGGAGUUCAGCUGCAGGCGCCGCCUGGUGGAGGGAGGGGGACACAGUGCGGAAAAUACAUCGCAUGAAAUAGACUGAGAAAUAAGACACAUGAAUGUCAAAAAAAAACAACCUCAAAAUACAUGAUUGUAAAACAAAUGUCAAAAGUAACAAGGGAAAAAUGUCUCAGCUGAGAAAAAGUGCCAGAAGCUCAUCACCACCAACAAUAGACAUGAAACAUGAAGAGAUCAUAGUGAGCGUCCUACCUGAUGAUCUUGAUGAGCUCGCUCAUGUUGACGUGGUCCGGCACCAGGAACUUGGUCUUGUCCAGGACGGGCAGCUGCUUCUCUCCUUUGUAGCGCUCGAUGAUCACCUGACCAGAGAGAGGGGGGGAGGGGGGCGUCAGGCUGCUCUGGCUCGGGAACAUCUCGGGGAAGCUUCGAACGGUGCAGUGCAUGAUGGGACGUUAAUGAGUGGGGGAGAGGUUUUCCAGCAUUUUAGACUACAGUGACCUGCGACCCUCAGAACAAGUAAACAACUUGAGUGGAGCCACAGAAAAAGAAAGCUGCUUCUUCCAACGUGACUCUCAGGAAAUCUGGAUGGCACAAACUUCUAAAAAUGAGUGUCAGAAUAGUAAAAACAUAAAUCAUGUUGUAAGAAAAAAUGCUCGAACAUGGAGUCAAAGAAUGAAACCAUUUUAAAAAAUAUGUUGUCUAAUAAUAAUUUUAAGAAACCAUUAUACGGGUCAGAUCACAGAGGAAGAUGAAAAUACUUUUUUUUUAAAAAAGGAGAAUAAAACCACAUGACUGAAACCUGAGCACUAAGGCAGCUGACUCAGCAGAUCAGCUGACCGCGACAUCUGCCGGGCCUCAGAGGUCGGAGCAGAUGCCGACCGGUGUGUUCCGGUUGCUAGGAGAACGGGGCGGAGCCAGAACCUGAGCUGGACCUGCUUCAGGACCCGGUCGCCGCCCUCCCUGGCCACCUCCGACUGGGUGCUGCUGAGUGGGCCUGAGGUAAACAGGACUCACCGGGAUCUUGUUGGGGUGUUGCUCUCGGAUCAGUCUCACGUCUUCUAGUCUCUGUUCUGCGGAGGGAGAGAGAGACCAGUGAGUGUGGGUCGUGUGACUGCUCUUCCUCGAUCUUCAGACGUCUGCCCGUGAGAACGGAGAAGCGAAACACACGCGGCGCACAAGCAUGACUGCUGACUCGGCACCGCCACUGACGCCGCCUCGGGUCAGAACCCACACGGCCCAACACCUGCGCGGAGGGGAGCGCCACCUGUGUGACACCGUGGCUAAGUGCCAGAAGCUGCAGCCAGCUUCAGGGAGCUAAUGGCUACAGCGAAGAAGACACGGGGCUCAUGACCGUGUUUUGCUUCUGCAGAAGACCAAGCGAGUCCCGUGGUGCGGCUGACGUGAGAAGGGCCUGUGUCCGUCACGUCAGAGAGCCUCAGGAAAUGACUCCAGGUCCGCCUCAAAGUCCCCACCGGAACUCGCGCCAUGUGACUGUCAGCACCAGACCAGUGAGCGAGCGAGUCUGAUUCAAUCACCGCUGUUUAUCUCUGGGAGGACUUCAGACCCAAACGUGUCACGCUCAGACGGCUGUGAGUCAGCGGGCGGCAGAAGUGGGGAUGUCAAGCGGCGGGGUUUCCAGAUGUUGCUCAAAUCGCUGACAGAUGUGGCGGCGGGAAAUAACAGAGGCACAAACGCACUUUGCAUUUCGCCAGUCUGGACUUUUGAGAAGUGUUUCCAUCAGCUGACCUCCAGACCAGAGGUCAGGUCGGACUUCCGCUGUAACCUUAACACGUUCUGCUGCGGAGCGACGCUGCCUUGGUUCGUGGUAUUCCAGGGAGCAGAGUAGAACUGAGCGAGUCGCAGCCGCACACAGACAUGGAGAGCACAGCUACUGAAGCUGGUGGCUAACAACAGCUGUCAUGCGGGAAUGCUCCACGACCUGUGGUCGUCACACGCUAGUGCUACACGUAGCCUUCAGCGGACAACAGGGUUUCACCUGCAGCAUCCCAGUGUUGACCAGUGUGCGCUAACACUUAGCCAGACCACAUUCUCCUGUCGUGCUUUUGUUUCAACCGCCGGCGAGAAUACCUGGCUCAGACGUAACGUUUUCACAGUGAUUUCACUGGAAAGGAUUGAAUUUGAUUUUCAUUUCAGCGAGCGGCUAAUGCUAGUUAGCCAGUGUGCACUGUCCUCACCAUGAUCGCUGAAUCAGUCAUUUAACUGUGGCCUUCAUGGUUGACGUUUUCAGGUAAUACUUUUAUUAACAGUGAUCAAAACGAUGCGCUCUGCGAGCAACGCUUGCAGCUAGCCGUCGCUAACCUCCAUGAGUGUUUCUGGGGCCGACGGCUGGCCACCAGCUGCUGAACCUGACACCAGACAGGUGGGUGCUGACCAGCCACAACACUGCAGUCACACAGCUGCUGUGGCACGCGUGUGUCCACCUGGACACGUCACGUGCCGACCAAUCGUUCAGUGGCUGACAAGUCGACGAAUAUCUCAUUUGUGUGACGCCUCCGAGAGGACCGCUGGGAUGAAAACAGCGCAGUUCAGGGAGCUAGCGUUAGCAUCGCAGCCUGAAGUCCUCUGUUUCAUCCAUGACGGAAAACUCGAGACCGGAAACGAAAGAUAAACCAGAAGCAAACUGCGGCUCAUAAACCCCAUAACACGUCAGUGUACAACACUGUCAAAGAGGAACAGUCUGGUCGCUGCGCCAGUACAGAGCACGCGCGUGCCCGCGUGUGUUUGUCCUGCCCGGGUCACGUGUGAUUUGGGGGGGGGGGCAACUGGACCAAUCGGGAUGGAGCUUUUUUCUCUCUGUCGCUGGGAAACUGGAAACAACUUGUGCCGUAAUAUGUGGAGCAGCCGCGCACGGAGAAACAAAGAGGCCGUAAAGUGGAAGAAAGCCGUCGGAGUUGAAGCGAGAGACUUGGCCAGUGAGACCGAGCGUUCCAGUGACGUCAGACUGAAAUAAAGGCGGACGGCGUGUGGCUCCACAGUCGCGGAGGUCGACCCGAAAGACGCCUCGGCCCCAUCCCCCGAUCACUUCAGCCCCAGGACGCGUCUGAAGGGCUCGCGAGCACGCGGCGGCUAGCCUGCGCACGAGCUAGCAGCGAGCCCGCGGAGUGAGUCGUCACCUACCGAGCGUCCUCCUCUGCUUGAAGCUCUUCUCCGAAGGCAUCGUGCCGUCGAAUAAAACCGACAGUAAAAGAAUAUACACGGGUCCGCGGAGGCAGCUCUCGGGCGAGUGUUCGGCGUCGCUUCCUUCCUCCGUCUGUUUUGAUCUGGGCGGCCUCCUGCAGCAAAACAAACGGGUCAGCUGACCUGUGACGUCACCGCGCUACUUGGAACUGAAGUUGGAACGUGUCGAGUCUCGAGGCCGCAAUGCACGAGUGCGACUGCGCGGACCCACCGACGCCAUGCGGCCAUUUAUUCUCCUCCACCACCUGCUUCCGUCAGGGGCACCUUUCGAUCAAACCCGCGCCUUUGACGCGUCACGCUCCCGGGACCACCUGAUCCGGCGCCUGAGACGCGUUCCAGUUGUUCUCGGAUCUGGGAGAUGAG
This is a messenger RNA of Synchiropus splendidus (mandarinfish), 8979 nucleotides long. It is a transcript of the gene zcchc14, whose product is annotated as zinc finger, CCHC domain containing 14. Gene Ontology annotation, molecular function: protein binding; zinc ion binding; nucleic acid binding. The transcript is spliced from 14 exons. The coding region runs from base 1399 to 4209 and encodes 936 amino acids. The record is from RefSeq and is a predicted model, not a curated record. NCBI's taxonomy places the organism in Eukaryota, Metazoa, Chordata, Actinopteri, Syngnathiformes, Callionymidae.